Messenger RNA from Poecilia latipinna (sailfin molly), 1785 nucleotides. RefSeq names its product normal mucosa of esophagus-specific gene 1 protein-like. Gene Ontology annotation, cellular component: respiratory chain complex IV. The record is from RefSeq and is a predicted model, not a curated record. The coding region runs from base 236 to 493 and encodes 85 amino acids. Lineage: Eukaryota; Metazoa; Chordata; Actinopteri; Cyprinodontiformes; Poeciliidae. The transcript has 5 exons.
CUUUCAAGUGUGACCACUAGAGGGCCCUGCACACUGGUAUUUUGUACCCGUCAUGACCAAAUAGAUGCUUUGCCCUUCAGUUGUACAUUACAAUACAGGAAGCAUCUUGUGUCUACGUGCUUGUCACCUCGUAAACCCUCCCGCCUCGUCCUACAUCUGUUUGUCUCCUGCUGUGCAGGACUCAGAGACUUUCAGGAAACUCUGAAGCAGCAGGUGUUUUGAGUAUUUUGGAAACAUGUCUGGAUUCAUCCAGUUGUUGAAGAAGAGGAAGGAGCUGAUCCCUCUGGUGGGAUUCAUGGCGUUCGCAGCUACAGGAGCCACAUCUGCUUCCUUGUACUUUCUGUUCACCAAAUCCGAUGUGAUUUUGAACAAGUCUGAAAACCCAGAACCAUGGGAAAGACUGGACCCCUCAAAGCCCCAAAAGCUAAUCACCAUCAAUCAGCAGUGGAAACCAGUGGAGACUCUGGAAAUGGUGAAGUCCAUGACCAAAUAAAGAAAGAAGAGCCAGUAUCAUCUCUGAAGAUGUAGAGUCUUGACUACUUGCCAGGCCCCCUCAUCAGUCUAGCAGAAUCCUUUCUGCACAAACUAGGACGCUUUGACACUCAGUGUGCGGAAAUGCUUCUGCUCAACUGGUGGGGCUUCACCCCUGCUCUGUAGCGGCAACACAAGGACAUCUAUCCACAACGACAGAAAAAGAAACGUCUGAGAUUAGGACAGGUCAUUUGUUUUUGUUUUUGUUUUUAUUGGCUAACCAUAGCUGGAGAGAUUAAUUUUUACUUUAUCAGCUGUGGUUCGUCUUAACUGUCAGAUGCCUUUGGUAGGAAUGUUCAUUGCUGUCUAAAUAUAAAAAGACACAAACCCAGAGUACUGUACUGUAUAUUGUCAAUAAAGCUGAGCUUUUAUGUGGCUUAGAAGAGAGUCUUGGCGAUUCGGUGUCAACAUUAUAUUUGCGGCUUCAAACAAAUGCAUACAACCUAUUUAAUAUUUAAUGAAAUGCCCCUUAGAAAGUUGAAGAGAAACGUGAGCUUUGCAACCAUCAACAGAAUUCUGUCAGAAUAUUUAAUAUUCUUAUCAGAAUUGGUCGAUUUCAUUUAAAUUGAAUUAUAGUCGACACUUUCAAUAUGAUUAAGGAGAUAACUUCACUCAUUAUGCUGUAAGGCAAAGGAACAACCCUGCAGCACAAUACUACAACUACUUCACUUUACAGUGUUUAGGGAUAAAACCAUCACUUGACCUUGAUGCUGGUGGCUGCUGCCUCUACGUGAUCUACAAGAUGAAGGAAAACUAUUAUGUGAUUAGUCAUAAAUUUGAAGUCGGGAACUACAAUCACAAAUGACAGAGGGAUUGAAGACUAAGUCUAACACAGUAAACAAUAAAUCAAUCGCAUGAUAAAUUAAAAUGAGCAUAAUCAUUUUCAUUUGGACAACAGUUGCUAGGAGAUGCUCCCCUUUAAUAAACUUGAAAAGCCAGGAUUUUGAGAAGCACUCCAAACAUUUGACACCUACAACAAAGUAGUUACUUUGCACUACCUGCCACUUUUGCCUGUUUUUACUGUCUAAGCUAAAUGAUUAUUUCAAAUGCAAUUUUGGUUACAGACACCUCACAAUCCAUUUUAAUUACUGUUAUAUUGUUUUAUUAGCUUAUUUUGGAUAUUUCAAAUGUUUUUUUUAGUUCCAGUGUCAAAUGUUCUUUAGAAAUGAAAGGUUUUUCUUAAUCUUUGAAUAUGCUUGCAUUAAUGAGCCCUUAUCAUUGUUGUUAUGUACAAUAAAAAUGUUGUCAAAAUGA